AUGGAGAAACUUCUCCAAACCACGUCUACAUUCGGUGAGGAAAGAGGCCUCAUGUUCAAUCCCGCUAAAUCUGCGGUCUUGGAAUUCUAUCGGUGGGAAGCCAUAUGCGUUCCAGCGCUACACGGUUACUGCAACACGGUUUCCGUCAUGUCGAACACUCUGCGGAGAAACAUCGAAACAGCCCAAAGACAGGCAGCCAGGUGGGCGCUGGGGGAACCAGCGCGCAACUUAGCCAAUGAGUUCUCAAAAGGAGAGCUAGGCUGGUCAAUUUUCGACGAGAGGGAAGCCGAAUGUAAAAUCACAUACUUCAAGCGCAUUAAAGAGAUGCCCGACGAAAGAUGGGCGAAGCGGAUGCUGACUAUGAUCAGCAUCAUCAAUGCCAGAAUCAAAGCCGUAGAGAGGAUGAAGACGCUUUCAUUGAUAUAUGACUGCGAUAAGAUAGUGGUCAAACGGUCGGAAGCAGGCGAAGCCUGUUCGAACACAUUCAGAAAGAGUGUGGAGAAGAUGAUCCGAGAUUUGGUCCAUCGUGAAUGGAGAGACGGCAUGAGCGAAAAGCCCAGCCCGAUCGAAAUUUUCCCGAUCUUCUAG
Galendromus occidentalis (western predatory mite) is the source of this 588-nucleotide messenger RNA. RefSeq lists its product as uncharacterized. The record is from RefSeq and is a predicted model, not a curated record. Lineage: Eukaryota; Metazoa; Arthropoda; Arachnida; Mesostigmata; Phytoseiidae. The coding region runs from base 1 to 588 and encodes 195 amino acids. The transcript has 2 exons.